GCGCGCCUGCCUGUGGGCGGCGGAGGAGGCGGCGGCGGCGGCUGCAGGAGGCCGCGCGGGAGCGAGCCCAACGAGUAGCCGGGGAAGGGGCGUCCGGGCGGGCAGGCAGCCUCCUCCUCCUCCUCCUCCUUUCUUCUUCUUCCUCUUUCGCUCUCCCUCCGUCCCCCCUCCCCCGGACUCCGGCUUGGGGGGCGCAGCUGAGGGGGGGCCCGCCUGCACAAGAUCAUGCCGGACCAGAUUACUGUAUCGGAGUUUAUUUCCGAGACCACAGAGGAUUACAACUCUCCAACAACGUCCAGCUUUACUACCCGGCUGCAGAACUGCAGGAAUACAGUCACGCUGCUAGAAGAGGCAUUAGAUCAGGACAGAACAGCACUGCAGAAAGUGAAAAAAUCUGUAAAAGCGAUAUAUAAUUCUGGGCAAGAACAUGUUCAAAAUGAAGAGAACUAUGCACAAGUACUAGAUAAAUUUGGAAGUAAUUUCUUAAGUAGGGAUAAUCCAGAUCUGGGAACAGCUUUUGUAAAAUUUUCCACUCUAACUAAAGAAUUAUCAACGCUGCUGAAAAAUCUGCUCCAAGGUUUGAGCCACAAUGUCAUCUUCACAUUAGAUUCCCUUUUAAAGGGAGAUUUGAAAGGGGUAAAAGGGGACCUUAAAAAACCUUUUGACAAAGCCUGGAAGGAUUAUGAGACCAAAUUUACGAAAAUUGAAAAGGAAAAAAGAGAACAUGCAAAACAGCAUGGGAUGAUACGAACAGAGAUUACAGGGGCAGAGAUUGCCGAAGAAAUGGAAAAGGAAAGGCGACUGUUUCAGCUUCAGAUGUGUGAAUAUCUCAUUAAGGUUAAUGAAAUUAAAACAAAAAAAGGUGUCGACCUUCUACAGAACCUUAUUAAAUAUUAUCAUGCACAGUGCAAUUUCUUCCAAGAUGGCUUGAAAACAGCGGAUAAACUGAAACAGUAUAUUGAAAAGCUGGCUGCUGAUUUAUAUAAUAUCAAGCAGACACAAGAUGAAGAAAAGAAACAGCUCACUGCACUCAGAGACUUGAUCAAAUCCUCACUACAGCUUGAUCAGAAGGAGUCUAGGAGAGAUUCCCAGAGCAGGCAAGGAGGCUACAGCAUGCACCAGCUUCAGGGAAAUAAGGAAUAUGGCAGUGAGAAGAAAGGUUAUCUUUUAAAGAAGAGUGAUGGGCUAAGGAAAGUUUGGCAAAGAAGAAAAUGCACUGUCAAAAAUGGCAUUCUGACAAUAUCACAUGCAACUCCCCAGGAAGUAUUGGAGAAAAAAAGAUUUGUAAAAAUGCCUCAGUCAAACAGGCAGCCUGCUAAACUGAAUCUACUAACUUGCCAGGUGAAACCGAAUGCCGAAGACAAGAAAUCGUUUGACCUGAUAUCACAUAACAGAACGUACCACUUUCAAGCAGAGGAUGAGCAAGACUACAUAGCGUGGAUAUCCGUACUGACCAACAGCAAAGAAGAAGCUUUAAAUAUGGCAUUCCGUGGAGAGCGAAGUGCAGGUGAAAAUAGUUUAGAAGAUCUUACAAAGGCCAUUAUUGAUGACAUACAGAGAUUACCCGGAAAUGAUGUCUGCUGUGACUGUGGAUCAUCAGAUCCAACGUGGCUUUCAACUAACCUGGGCAUUUUAACCUGUAUAGAGUGUUCUGGAAUACACAGAGAAAUGGGUGUUCAUAUUUCCCGAAUCCAGUCUUUAGAGCUAGACAAAUUAGGAACGUCUGAACUCUUGCUGGCCAAGAAUAUAGGAAACAAUAGUUUUAACGAAAUUAUGGAGGGGAAUUUACCAAGUCCUUCUCCAAAACCCACGCCAUCAAGUGAUAUGACUGCACGUAAAGAAUUUAUUACCGCUAAAUAUGUAGAUCACAAGUUCUCCAGAAAGACUUGUGCUUCUGCAGCAGCUAAAUUGAAUGAACUACUUGAGGCUAUCAAAUCCAGGGAUUUACUUGCACUAAUACAAGUCUAUGCAGAAGGAGUCGAGCUCAUGGAACCACUGCUGGAACCUGGACAGGAGCCAGGCGAAACUGCCCUUCAUGUAGCAGUCCGGUCAGCUGACCAGACCUCACUCCAUCUGGUUGACUUUCUUGUACAAAACUGUGGUAACCUGGAUAAACAGACAGCAUUGGGAAACACAGUUCUGCACUACUGCAGUAUAUAUAACAAGCCUGAAUGUUUGAAACUGCUUUUGAAGGGCAAGCCAACUAUUGAUAUAGUGAACCAAACUGGAGAGACACCUGUGGACAUGGCGAAGAGAUUGAAAGCUACUCAGUGUGAAGAUUUGCUUUCUCAGGCCAAAGCCGGAAAGCUAAACCCACACGUACAUGUAGAGUAUGAGUGGAAUCUUCGGCAGGAAGAAAUUGAUGAAAGUGAUGAUGACUUGGAUGACAAGCCUAGUCCGAUAAAGAAGGAACGCUCUCCGAGGCCCCAGAGCUUUUGCCACUCUUCUAGUAUUUCUCCCCAAGACAAAAUGUCUCUUCCUGGUCUCAGCACUCCGAGAGAUAAACAAAGACUCUCCUAUGGAGCCUUUCCCAAUCAGAUUUUUGUCUCUGCAAGCAUGGACUCGGCAAUUUCCCCAACAGCAGCAGAUGCCCCUCCACUGCCUCCCCGAAACGCUGGCAAAGGUCCAUCUGGCCCACCUUCAACCCUCCCUUUAGGCACUCAAACCACUAGCGGCAGCUCCACCCUGUCCAAGAAGAGGCCCCCUCCCCCACCCCCUGGACACAAAAGAACCCUCUCUGACCCACCAAGCCCACUACCUCACGGACCCCAGAAUAAGGGCCAAAUUCCUUGGGGUAAUGAUUUGGGGCCACCAGCCACUAAAGCUGCAAACAAGUUUGAGGGCAUAUCUCAACAGUCAGGGAUCAGUACUGCCAAGACUGCACUGGGCCCAAGAGUUCUUCCUAAACUACCUCAAAAAGUGGCACUAAGAAAAAUAGAAACCAUCCAUCUUCCUUCAGUCGACAAGCCCACUCAUUUGGAGAUCUUCCAGAAGUCAGCGUCGCUUUCUUUCGAUCUGCCACAGAAACCCCAGCCGGGGGAUUUGCCCCCAAAGCCACAGCCUCUGGACCUCCCCCAGAAACCUCAGAUUGGAGAUCUGCCCCCCAAGCCAGGAGAACUGCCCCCCAAGCCUCAGCUAGGAGAUCUGCCACCAAAACCACAGUUAGCAGACUUACCUCCCAAGCCGCAAGUGAAGGACCUUCCUCCCAAGCCUCAGCUGGGAGAUGCUUUGGCUAAGAUCCAAGAUGGAGAAUUGUCGCCAAAGCCUCAGCCCUUGGAGGUAAAUCAAAAAUCUCAUUCUGUGGAUCUCUCUCCAAAGGUGCACUCUAGAGAGACUAUCCAAAGGCAAGCGUCAGAAGACUCCAAUGAUGUAACGCAUGCAUUGCCAGAGACCCCUGUGCCUCUCCCUAGAAAGAUCAACACGGGGAAGAACAAAGUUAGGAGAGUGAAGACAAUCUACGAUUGCCAAGCAGACAAUGACGACGAGCUGACCUUCGUCGAAGGAGAAAUUAUAAUUGUGACCGGUGAAGAGGACCAAGAGUGGUGGAUUGGCCACAUUGAAGGACAACCGGAGAGAAAAGGAGUCUUCCCGGUGUCGUUUGUCCACAUUUUGUCUGAUUAAGUCGGACUGGAAGCCCGCGUGUUGCACCUCCUUCCUGUUAAGACAGACUUUUAGCAUGAAGCAAACAGCUGCUGCCUCCCUGUAAUUCUGUGCAAAAUUGUGGAUAUAUCUGUAUAUAUAUAUAACGGCUGUUACAGAACGAGAACUCGUUUACAGCCUGCCCUGCGAGGCGGCUUCCCCUUGUCUUGUAAAUAGACGGUGUUACUCUGCCUUUGCCAGUAUUAGGGUCGCCUGGGGACCUUCUUGGGUUUGCUCAAGCCAUCCCUGGCAUCAAGCACUUACAUCUCCGUGUCUGUCUGGAUGGAUGGAUGGACUGCCAGCUCUGUAGAUGUGGUUGGUCUCAUUCAGUUCUAUUUAACUGUACAGAAAUCACCAUUCCGAGUAAACCAGUAUUGUUAAGAAAUAGGCAACUAGCGGAGAAUUUAGAUGCAGCGUCCAGACUGAGCUGCUUUGGCUCAUUUACUGCCCAGUUUACAGCUACAAAUGUACCCAGUUACAACUUGUGAAAUCCACUUCCUUGGUAUUUGUUCAAAGUGUUCAAUGUACGCAUCCAGCAAAAGAAAUAUUCACUGACGCUACAGAUAAACCAGUAGUAUAUUACGGUGUGUGAACACCAUUUCAUGUUUGUAUUAUAUAGUUGCAGUUUCUCCCUAUGAUAUACACCUCACUUAACAGCAUCUGUAGUAGUUUUAAUUCAAACAAAGUAAAUAAAAGAACUUCUGUGUAUUGAAGGAAAGCAUGAGAAGCUUUUGGCUGGAGAUUUCCUCUUGCUGAACCAGGGAUAUGCAAGAAAAGUGUCUGUUUAUGGAUUCCUAUCCUUCCUUGCAGCCUGCGUUCAAUCAGAAAUGUUAUGCUAGCCCAUAACAUUCAGCAAGACAACUUUGGGAGGGUUGGUUGCUACCUAGAUUGAAAGACAAGCCAUUGAAUUUGUUUCUAACUAAUUGGCUCCCCAAGACAAUAAUUUUGCUGCGGGGGAUUUAAGAGGGGUGUUUUUUCCCACCCUUUCCCAAUAGCCUUUGACUUGGCUGGAGGCUAUUAAGUUGUGAUGUUCCUUUAGUGUAAUAGUCUGGGGAAAUGGAAACAGAUAAAUGGUUUUGGAAAUGAAAGUGAAAUACAACCUUUCCUGCAAACUGUCAGCGGCUAAUUAGAGCAACCAGAGAGCAGCAGGUCACUGGGGAGUUACAUUUUUCUUUACUGAAUCCUAAUUAGGGUUCAGGCCUGAACUCUAAGCAUCCUCCAACAAUCAUGGAACCACAACGCUGAUAAUUUUGGAAGGCUGCAUCUUGACCCGCGGGAGCUUCAUGGUUAUAAGACUGUAUUAUUUGCAGCUUCGGCCCUUUCUUUAUCCUAAUCAAGACUAUUAAUGUGUUCAGGGCGUGUUCAUUUCUGGUAGGCUGUUGUCACUUGCCUAUUGUUGUUCAGCCUGAUCUUUGAUCAUGACCCAAUCCGAAUGUUGCCUUUUGGCUUACGAUCAACGGAGCGGCUUGUUGUACAAUUCCACACAUCGCACCAGGUUCCCCCUGGUGUGUAAUAUUGCUUAAAGGCAACAUUGUUUUGGCAACAGUACCCAUUCCUCUCUCUUUAAAAAAAACAAAAAAACUUUUGAAACCGAUUCCGUCUGUAAUUCCACGUCAAAGUGUUUCCUGUCACCAAAGCCCCAAUUCCGACCAAUCUCUCUCGAGGCUUCCGCUUUUGACGUUUUUUUACGAUCCUGUACUCAGUGAAUAUUUAUUUUUUUAUUUUAAACGGUUACCAUGCGAAACAUAGUCAAUUUAAGAAAUCGUGCAUGAAGAAAUAGCAAAAUAUUUAUCGGCUAUUAUUGGAAAGUGGUUUUGUUUUUUAAAAAAGAAAACAAUAGCUUGCUGCAUCUCACGACCUGUUUUGUUGAAAGCGAUAAGCUUACAGAGGGCUGACUCCGCCUCUGCAGUGUUACCCGUGUCAGUGUUUUCAGACUCGCACUGUUUAUACGAAGCCAGAACUCAGCCGACUAAGCAUUCCCUGUCGGUCAUCCAUGCCGUGUGCCUCAAGACGCAUUAAAAGGACAAAAACGGAUCCACCUUUUUUUUUGUCAAGUAUAUUUUACAGCAGAUUUCAAAACCCGCCGGUUUUAAAAAACAACACGAGAAAAAGGCAAACCAUAUAAAGAAGACUGAGAUGUGUAAAAUGAUGUAGAGUCAAAUGUCUAUUAUUUUGUAUGCUUUUUGAAGUAGUAUAAUAUGACUUUUUUCUAAAUGAUAAUAAUAAUAAUAAUAAAAGAACAAGACUAUUCUGGGUGAUUUGAGAGUCCAUAGAAGAACUGAAAAUGCAAUGUAUGAUAUAUAGGUUGAGUUUUAAGUACGCUCUUGUGCUUGAACUCAAAAGAGCCACUAUCUGCAAUUUUGUACAUGGCGUAUUUGGGAAGUAUUUUUUAUUUGUUCGUUGGUUCUUUUUUUUUCCUCCCCCCUCCCAGCGGACGAGGGAAGUUAUGUUCUGCAAAUCGUACGUCGAACUGUUGAACAGCAAUGGCUAUUUAUUUUUAUGACAUAGCGCAUCCAGAUGUAUAAAAAAAGCAGAUCCAGCAGCCCCACUAGUUAGAAAUUGAAAUCUCAUUUGAAUGUUAAUCUCAUGAUUGCGCCCCCCGCCCCCCGUACACUUGUCUCCUCACAUGUGUUUAAUGUGAUGGUUUGAGUACUGUAUGUGUUAAUUUCUACUUUUUUAAUAUUUAAAAUUGCUUUUAAAUAAAUGUAUUCAGUUGAUCCCAAA
Sphaerodactylus townsendi is the source of this 6363-nucleotide messenger RNA. RefSeq names its product ArfGAP with SH3 domain, ankyrin repeat and PH domain 1 (gene ASAP1). Gene Ontology annotation, biological process: positive regulation of GTPase activity. Lineage: Eukaryota; Metazoa; Chordata; Lepidosauria; Squamata; Sphaerodactylidae. The transcript has 31 exons. The record is from RefSeq and is a predicted model, not a curated record. Bases 226 to 3621 code for a protein of 1131 amino acids. Gene Ontology annotation, molecular function: protein binding; GTPase activator activity. Gene Ontology annotation, cellular component: cytoplasm.